AUGGAGGAGAGGGGGCCUCCCUCCACUUCCGUUCACGUUUCCAACAACUACCCCCCUAAUCUCGUUACCAGCGACCUCCAAAACGUUCGUCCGGGAACUUACGUUGUUCAAGUCCCUAAAGAUCAAAUUUACCGAACCCCUCCUCCACAAAACGCAUUAAUUGCUGAGCAACGAAGUAAGGCUCCUACGAUAAGAAAUUCUAGUGGUCGUGUAAAAUGUGUCUUGAUUUCCAUAAUCAUAUUUUUGCUCGUCUUGGGAAUUAUAUUUGGGAUUAUUUUAGGUGUGAUCAAGAAAGAUGACCCUAGAUUUCGUGUUGAACGUAUUCGUGUCACCUCAAAAGGCAAAACCCGACAACAAAAACAUCAAAUCGAUAUCACAUUGGAAUCAACAAACCCUAACGCUCAAACCAUCAUUAUAUUUGAUAACAAUGGCAAAAGUUCUUUAUCCUUUAAAGACAAGAAAUUCGCCAAUGGGAAGUUUCCAUCAUCCAAACAAGACCCUAAAAACUCAAAAGACAUUAAGUUAACCCUCAUGAGUUCAUCCAACUCAAAGUUACCUUUAGAAAUUCGAAAGAGCAUGAAUGCAACAAAUGUAAAAUCCCAAAAAAACGUGGAAAUAUUACUAGAGUUUAGAGUUCGGGUGAAAAUGAAGUUCGGGAAAUUGGAAAUGAAAAGCAAGACGCUAUCGACGUUGUGCCAUUUCAAGGUUAACAAUUUGGCCAAGAAUUCACGUGUUUUAUCUCAAAAUUGUGAUUAUUCCACGAGAGAAUAG
This is a messenger RNA of Erigeron canadensis, 771 nucleotides long. RefSeq names its product NDR1/HIN1-like protein 13. The transcript has a single exon. Bases 1 to 771 code for a protein of 256 amino acids. The record is from RefSeq and is a predicted model, not a curated record. Lineage: Eukaryota; Viridiplantae; Streptophyta; Magnoliopsida; Asterales; Asteraceae.